Messenger RNA from Diuraphis noxia (Russian wheat aphid), 690 nucleotides. RefSeq lists its product as uncharacterized. Lineage: Eukaryota; Metazoa; Arthropoda; Insecta; Hemiptera; Aphididae. Gene Ontology annotation, biological process: telomere maintenance; DNA repair. The record is from RefSeq and is a predicted model, not a curated record. Gene Ontology annotation, molecular function: DNA helicase activity.
AUGAAUCUUCUUAUGGUUGACAAGCCUACGUGCACAACGACCAAGAAUUCAGCGACAGCGAAAUUGAUGCGAGAAUGCAAAAUCAUMAUUUGRGAUGAAUGCACRAUGGCACAUAAACUAGCUUUGGAGGCAGUUGACCGAACGAUGAAAGAUUUACGAGGUAAUUCGAAACGAUUUGGUGGGGCAAUGAUAUUGCUCUCCGAAGAUUUUCGUCAAACACUUCCCGUCAUUUCGAAAUCUACUGCUGCCAAUGAAAAUAAUGCAUGCCUAAAAUCGUCGUUUUUGUGGCAGCAUGUCAAGAAGUUGAAAUUGACCAUGAACAUGAGAGUUGCGUUGCAAAACGACCCAUCGGCUGCUGAAUUCUCGAGACAACUGCUGGCGCUUAGUAAUGGACACAUUCCGAUUGAUGUUUUGACUGGAUUAAUAUCGUUUCCGGCAAAUUUUUUCGAGUUCACAUCGUCGAAGGAAGAACUCAUUACAAAAGUGUACCCAAGCAUUGAGGUCAAUUAUAACAAUCUUGAUUGGAUGAGUGAACGGGCAAUACUAGCAGCGAGGAAUAAGGACGUCGAUAGCUUGAAUUUUACAAUUCAGAGUAAAAUUGCUGGAGAACUGCGUUCAUACAAAUCCGUUGACAGUGAGACCGACGAAAACGAAGCGGUCAACUAUCCGACAGAAUUUUUGCUCACUUGA